AAAAGUAAAGAUACUUUUAGAAAGUACAUAUAAGGUAUGGAUAACGACACCUAUAUUUCGGAGAAAUUGGAAAGGUGGAAUAGAGAGCUGGUAGAAAGUUUAAUCUUGAAUAAUGUGAUUUUGUCUCUGUAUAUAAUAGCAGGACUUUUAGGAAAUUCCACGGUUAUAAUCAUCUACAGUUUUAUGAUGAAAAGCAACAAAGAAGAGAGGUAUUUUAUUCCGUUCCUUGCAAUUGUGGAUCUUUGUGCUUGUCUUGUUUCCUCAUCAUCUGGAAUUGCUCUUAACAUGAUGCAGGCGACAUUUUACAAUAAUUUGGCAUGUAAAACUCUACAAUUCCUUGUACCGUUCUUCACUCUUAGUUCAGUGUUAUUUCUUUUGAUAAUUGCAGUGAACAGAUAUCUCAAGGUCUGCAGGCCGUUUGGAAAACAAAUGACAUUAAAGUGGAAACAAUUUGCAAUGUGCUUGAGUUUGAUAACAGCGUUAAUGUUUUCUUUGCCUAUGAUUUAUUUUUUUGGGAUAGUGCCCUUUCCAAAUAUUGAAGAAGGAAUUAUUGGAUGGAGAUGCAGCAGGUCAAAAUCUGCCGACAAAACAUUGUCCUUGACGUUUGGAGGUUUCCUUCUCAUUGCAAUUAUCACAAUAAUUUUCUCUCUAGUUAUUCUGUAUUCCAAAAUAGGAUAUACUAUUUUUCGGCAUUUCAACAAAACUGAGACCGAAAGGCAGAAGGCAGAAAAUCCCAUUAAUAAAGAACAGUUUAGGAAAAGAAUGUCGAGCCACGAUGGUUCACUUAAUGAAGAAGAAAAUAAAAAAUGUUCCCUUAAAACGGACAGCACAAAACUAUCCAGCAACUAUUCUAUUAAAACAGACAACAUGGAGUCAUCCAGUGCGUAUCCUCAAGCAUCCACAAAGACGACAAAGAAAGAUGCAAAUUCAAGAAUUUCCCCGUUUAACGGAACCACGGAUGGUGUGACGGUCGACAAGGGAUGUUUCCUCCUUCAUGGCACCCAAUCCCAUCCCUGA
Molecule: messenger RNA, 1017 nt
Organism: Saccostrea echinata
Lineage: Eukaryota; Metazoa; Mollusca; Bivalvia; Ostreida; Ostreidae
Product: succinate receptor 1-like
Exons: 2
Coding region: 37-1017 (326 amino acids)
Biological process (GO): neuropeptide signaling pathway
Cellular component (GO): membrane
Molecular function (GO): neuropeptide receptor activity
Source: RefSeq, a predicted model, not a curated record